This is a messenger RNA of Porites lobata, 3139 nucleotides long. NCBI's taxonomy places the organism in Eukaryota, Metazoa, Cnidaria, Anthozoa, Scleractinia, Poritidae. The record is from the annotation of a GenBank genome assembly.
AUGAUAGCAGCUAGUAAGUCCGAGAGAAGAUGGAGCAGUGACCCUCUAAGAGGUAAGUCGUCAGCUUAUAAAAUCUGUUAGGAUUUCAUUAGCAGAGACCGAGAAACAGCAAACCAAACCACUUAACUGGUGUUUCGACGACCAAUGAUGAGAGCAAACAAGCCUAACUUAAUUCUCCCCCAAGUGCAUUCAUUCGCAUUUGCUUGUCAUUUUCUUCUGGAUGCUGGUGAAGUAACCUUUGAUUAUGUGGUGUUUACAGACUAAACUCAAAUUUAGGAUGAAAAGAUACUUUUUUCGAGUUUACCUGUGAUGUCAAGGUUUAUAAAUUUUGCGCCGUCACGAUAAGUGGCAGGAAUGAGUUAUGCAAUGCCUUCUCGUACUAUACCCUGAAUAUCCCACCAUUGACUUGAUUUUUCUUUAUAUACAUGGUUACUCACACCUUAACGUUAACAUAUUAAGACAAAUCAAUUUAAGUCACUCGUCAAAUAUUUUAUUUUGAAACACUCGGAAGCUGAAUAAAAAAUACAGUCGAACCUCUCUGCAACGGCCACCUCCUUCUGUCCCUAAGGUGGCCGCUGCAGAGCGGUUCGACCGUCAUUAUAGACCUCAAAAAAACGAUUUUACUUAUAAUGUUCAAACAAAACUCAAGUGAAACUGGGCUGGGUUUUGUUAAUAAUAAGCCAACAAAUGAAAUGUUAUUCUGCCUCAGAAUCUGCUACAGCAGCUAGAUAAUGGAUUGAAAAUCAUGAUUAACUAAUCUGUUUGAUGUUGUUUCUUGAAUCCUUCAAUUGCAGUACAUCAUUUCGAGCGAGAUUGUUCAUGUGCUGAAAGUUGUUGCCAUUGUGACUAGCGUACACUUUAACCCUUCAAGACUGCUUUGGUCGUUUACGUUCCAUAUGGAACGAUGCAUAUUUUCCUUCCUGGACCCACUUAGCGUUCAGUUGAAGUUAAUAAAUCGGUAAACAAUAACAUCAGCAAAGAUAAAUCUUUCCAGUGGUGCCUUGUUUUGAAUAUUCUGACCAAUCCUAACAGAGUUACACUCACGAAAAAUGAUAACAUUUUGUUUACCUACUACUCUUUGAAGAUUAAAUCUGUCCCUUUCCUAAAAAGUUGACCAGCCACAAUUCCAUGCAAAAAAAGACGAUAAAGUGGACAACAAUACUGCUAAAGAAGAAAGGCAAAGGAAAAUUAAAAAAGGAGAGCGAGAGAGAAAGAUUGAAUUAGAUCGCCAAAAAAAAAACAGUUGGCUUCUGCGCAUGCGUGAAAAACAAAAAAGCCGUUUAAUUACCUCCAGUUAGUUGGAAAAUAUGCCUUUUUUUGUUGCAAAAUUUAUUUGUAGCCCUAUUGUUUUGCUAAUUAGCCGAAAACCAGUCCAAUGAAGAGGAAUUGCAGAAAAAUGCGGUUUUUUUCGGUAAUCGCCGGCCGUCACCAAAGGGUUAGCUUAUCAAAGAUUUUAGAGGUCAGUCACUUUAUGAGUGCUAAGGUGUCCCCUGAAUGGAGCUUAAAUCCGGGUUUCGGGACCCAAGAAAAGUGUCCCUUUCCCCCGAAUAGACGUUUCCCUUCAGUAGAGGUACAAAGAUUGUGUGAACAUUUUUCCGAGACCAAAUUUUGUGAUACCUGAAUGGCUGUGUCCCUUAAACAAAGGUGUCUCAAAGGAGAGGGUCCACUGUACAUUCAAACAGAUCUUUAGUUUUGUUUCUAGACAUCAGUACAUUUUUAAACCUCACUCGUGGAUCAUAGUUUCUGAAUUUCAAUCCUAAGUGUUGUCAAAAACGCAUUUGUUUUUUGUUCCUUUCUCUAACGGACACCCUAAUUCGUUUGAGGGAAAGAUCACGCUUAACAGAGAUGGUAAUAUUUGAUAUUUGUCUCCUAGUAAGUAAAAGAAGACUUGGCUCCAAACUUCACUUCCGCCCCAAGACGACUUAUAUAGGUAAUUAAUCGUAUGGUAUAAAGUGCAGUAUUGUCGUUUUUACAGAACAAGGCGGUCAAAUUCCACCCACUUCUUUACUGGGAUUGUAAUUAGAUAAUCUUUUCUUUUAUUUCUAGACAGCACAAGUUUCGAUUUUCAAGCUCUUGAUGCAGGUAUUUCAUUGUAUUGCCACUUGGCCAUUUUUCCUCCCAAGUACUCCAAGUUCAAAUACUUCUAAAUCAAGCCUUUCCACAUCUCACUUCAGUGUGUAUGCAUAAUGAAAAUGAAAUGAAGUCAAAACUUAGGUGCACAAUUUCAAGCAAAUCAUUGUCUCUCUUGGUUAAUCCCAGUCUCGAGUCGGUGCCUUUGUUCAAGUAAAAGGGAGAAAGGCCCAUUCCCAUAAUAACAAUUCAUUUUACAUGAUUAUUAGUCAACAACACAAGUUCAUUAAUUUUCCUUUCUAUGCAAUUUUAAUGCAUAUUUGAUAUGUUAAUUGAUGAAUUUAUUAGAUAGUUCAAACAACCAUGUUCAGGCCAAAGCACUUAAAUGCAUUUGCUCAGAAGCUAAAAACAUGAUUGCGCGUCUUUUUGCUAGAGCCAGCCGCUUGAAAAUGUUCCCUGCACGGGCUGCUGCGAAUCUUCCUAACGACAAUUCUAUCCCCUCUCUUCUGCAAUGUCUCUUAUUUCUGAUUAUCUCUCUUAUCACGGCAACCACAUUGCACCAAAUCAGUUUGUCAAGAAAUUUCCUACCAACUUCUCUAUUUAUUUUCAAUCAAGAAGAUUCCAAACGAAAAACCCAUCCAUUGUCAAAGAAACGCUUUCGAGAAAAGAGUUGUAUUCCAUUGUCUUUAUUGAGAGCACUCGCCUCCCACCAAUGUGGCCCGGGUUCAAAUCCUGGCGUCAACGCCAUAUGUGGGUUGAGUUUGUUGUUGGUUCUCUCCGUUGUUCCGAGAGGUUUUUCUCCGGGUACUCCGGUUUCCCCUCUCCUCAAAAACCAACAUUUUCAAAUUCCAAUUCGACCAGGAAUCAGGUAGACGAAGAACCACUAUGUGGAUGUGAUACCUGCAAAUCGUUAUUUAUUUAUUAUUUAUUCAUUUAUUGUUCCAAACCAGUUAAACCAACUAAAAGUAGCAAAUCAUCUUGUCUAACUGAGAUUCCACCGCACGUUAUUGAAAAGAUGAAGACAAAAGCCUAUCACUUCAUCGGCGUUGAUGCACUCCUCAGCAAGUAA